Molecule: messenger RNA, 881 nt
Organism: Dichomitus squalens LYAD-421 SS1
Lineage: Eukaryota; Fungi; Basidiomycota; Agaricomycetes; Polyporales; Polyporaceae
Product: Yip1-domain-containing protein
Exons: 7
Coding region: 1-834 (277 amino acids)
Biological process (GO): vesicle-mediated transport
Cellular component (GO): Golgi apparatus
Molecular function (GO): small GTPase binding
Source: RefSeq, a predicted model, not a curated record
AUGGCGUACGUGCAAAUUGAAGCUGAUGAGCGGAUGGAGGAGGGCCCGGAGAGACUUCAAUUCCAGUCGUUCUUGAGCACGGACGCGCGAGCAGCGAACCAGGAGAGUAACACAGGUCGAGGAUACUUCUCUGACCGGCCAAAAAGCUCUGGCUUCUGGCAGCUUGAGUACUAUCAACCCUACUUCGACGUCGACACUAAGUUGGUUCUGAAACGGUGCUAUACUACUCUCCUCCCGCAUUCUCCAAACUACCUCUCUGCCCACCUAACACCUAGCGCGGACCUCUACGGUCCCUUCUGGACACUUACCACCCUCAUCUUCUGCCUGUUCCUAUCCUCCUCCCUUGCCUCCUCGAUAUCGGCGUGGCUAUCAGAUCCCGGCAACACCUCCGGCGCCAUCCUUGAGUACGACUUCGGCUUACUCUCAACUGCCGUCGGGCUGGUGUACUCGUAUGGUAUCGGGGUUCCCGUGUUGUUGUGGCUCGCCCUAAGAUACCUCGGCGUCGGAGAGUGGAGCGUCAUCGAGGCUGUUUCGGUGUGGGGGUACGGUCAGUUUGUGUGGAUUCCCGUUGCGCUCCUGAAUAUCAAUCCGUUCCCAAUCGCGCGAUGGGUCCUGACGGGAAUUGCGUUCGUUGUGUCUGGGUGGUUCCUAGUUGCGAAUGUCUACCCUGUGCUCGCUACGGCCGACGCAAAGCCCGUGCGACUCGUGAUCAUUCUCCUCGCUGCCUUGCAUGUGGCCGUCGCGUUUUGCUUCCAGAUCCUAUUCUUCGGCUACUACCCUCUUGGCGAAGUUGGUCCGAAAGACCCUGCCCAACCCAUUGAGACUGCCCUUUGAGUAGCCGUAAUUUAUCAUGCUUUGAGAAGCGAUCUUAUCCUAUUCUU